UUUCACUUGUCUGCAACAUUCUUGAUAACUUCCAACAGCGCAGAUCAGCUGUGACUAACAGAUCAACCUCUCAUCCUGCUCCUGUGACAGAGAGACUCCAACAUGCUCUUCCUGUUCCUCUUCUUGUUUGGUCUGGCUCUGGGGACAGAGUCUCCCUCAAGUGACCGUCCAUUGAUGCUACAGCGUGGUAACUGUCCCCCGUUCUGGUUCAGCUUCAACAGCCGCUGCUACAAGUACGUCUCCACACAUCUGACCUGGGCUGAUGCAGAGCUCUACUGUUUGUCAGAGAAGGCCAACCUGGUGUCUAUCUACAGUCUGGAAGAACAGAACUUUGUGAAAUCCCUGAUCAAGAACUUUGACCAUGCUGAGGGACGCACCUGGAUCGGACUUAAUGAUGUCCACAAAGAAGGCAGAUGGAUGUGGUCUGAUGGAUGUGCAGUGGACUUUGUCUUUUGGGACAAAGGAGAGCCAAACAACUAUGGAGGACAUGAGGACUGUGUUCACAAUAACCAUGAUACUGGUAUGAAAUGGAAUGAUCGUCCAUGUUCUGACACUUAUCCGUCCGUUUGUGCAACUCGCAUAAUCUGCCCAUAGCAACUGAGAUGGUUGCUGACUGCAUCGGUGAAUAUUUACUU
Scomber scombrus (Atlantic mackerel) is the source of this 635-nucleotide messenger RNA. RefSeq names its product lactose-binding lectin l-2-like. The transcript has a single exon. Gene Ontology annotation, molecular function: signaling receptor activity. The record is from RefSeq and is a predicted model, not a curated record. The coding region runs from base 103 to 594 and encodes 163 amino acids. NCBI's taxonomy places the organism in Eukaryota, Metazoa, Chordata, Actinopteri, Scombriformes, Scombridae.